Molecule: messenger RNA, 1252 nt
Organism: Morone saxatilis (striped sea-bass)
Lineage: Eukaryota; Metazoa; Chordata; Actinopteri; Moronidae
Gene: s100t
Product: S100 calcium binding protein T
Exons: 2
Coding region: 562-888 (108 amino acids)
Molecular function (GO): transition metal ion binding; calcium ion binding
Source: RefSeq, a predicted model, not a curated record
UCAGGUUGCCUCUGCGUGUCCUGGUUACAUGUCCUCCACUGGUUUGGCUGUUUUACCAGUUUAGAGUUUCACUCUUAUCAGCUGGCUCACAUGUCCGGCUGCUGACUAUGUCUGCACUCCCAGAGGUCCUCUCACUGGGGAAAAGCAACAAACAGAGGGAGGAUCAGUUUAUCUGUAGAAAAAUCUUAUCAGGACCAUUGGCGGGGAGGAAACACUCCUGAUGAGGAAAUAGAGCACGCUGUGCAGGGUUUCCAACUCUGCCAAAUACCUCUCCUGUCACUUGAUAGAUAUGUUUAGAAACCACAUAGAACAUCAGUUUGAAGCUUUGAUUCAGUUUUCUAUAAGUGUUUGUCCAUGCAUCUAUCUGCCAGUCUUGCAUUGUGUCUGAGAAAAAACAAAGAACAAGAGUGUGUGUCAGAGAAAGCAACCGAGAGUCUUUAACUUGUAUUGAUUUGCAGCAGACUUGUCGACCGUGCUCCAGAGAGUAGAUUUUGCAGCUAACAUGGACUGCUCUUGCUUUCUCCUCCUCCCACGCUUCCUCUUAUUCUAUCCUUCUCCAGAAUGUCUUUGCCCAACUCAGAGAAUGCCUCCACCCUGGAGAACGCCAUGCAGCUCAUGAUCCAGACCUUCCACAAGUACUCUGGAAACGAGGGCGACAAAUACACACUGAGCAGGGCUGAGCUCAAGGAGAUGCUUACCGCAGAGCUCGGCAAUUACCUGGGGAAUGCUCAGGAUAAGGAGGCAGUGGAUAAGGUGAUGGGAGACCUGGAUUCCAACAAUGACGGAGAGGUAGAUUUCACCGAGUUCAUUAUACUGGUCGGAGCGCUUACUGUGGCCUGUAACGACUUCUUCCUGGAGUACAACGACAAGCCAGAGAAGAAGAAGUGAGUGCUCUCUCAGCACAAAGACAUCCACUCUGCAAACCCACACACGCUCCAGGGAGGAAACAGUUAAGACAGGAGAGAAGACCUGUGAGGGACAUCCUGUUAUGGACUUCACGUGCACAAAUACACAUAUACAGGUCUAAUUGUCACUUGAGCAGUAAAUGUUUGGUGUUUGUGUAUUUGUGUCCGCAAUGUCCAAUCAAUCCACUACAAACUGUAUUUAAUGCUAUGUAAAAAUAUGGAGAGUUUAAAUCAGUUUCAACACCUGUCAUUCAUUGUUGAAUAUGUGAAUGUAUCUCUAUUCCUUUUUCUUUUCAUGUAUUUUGUAACACAUUCAAGCAAAGGAAUUUCUCCCUGGAAAGAAUAAA